UAUAAUUAUCUUUUUCUUCUUAUUUUUUGCUUGUGAAUAUGGAGAUCAACAUUAUAGAAACAACAAUGGUGAAACCAUCAAAACCAACUCCUUUAAAGAUUCUCUACAACUCAAAUCUUGAUUUAAUAGUUGGAAGAAUCCAUCUUUUGACUGUGUACUUCUACAAGCCAAUUAAUACUAAUGGAGGAUUAUCUAAAAAUAAUUUCUUUGAUUCUAGAAUUAUGAAAGAGGCUUUAAGCAAUGUUUUAGUUUCAUUUUAUCCAAUGGCUGGAAGAUUAGCUAAAAAUAAUGAAGGAAGAAUUGAGAUAAAUUGUAAUGGAGAAGGGGUAUUAUUUGUUGAAGCUCAAAGUGAGGAUACUUUUGUUGAUGAUUUUGGUGAUUUUGUUCCAAGUUUGGAGAUGAAGAAUAAACUCAUUCCUAAUGUUGAUACUUAUGGUGAUAUCUCUUCUUUUCCACUUGUCAUCUUUCAGGUUACUCGUUUCAAGUGUGGUGGAGUCUCUUUAGGAUGUGGCCUUUUCCACACAUUAUCAGAUGGCGUUUCAUCCAUUCAUUUCAUCAACACGUGGUCGGAAAUUGCACGUGGCCUCUCCGUUGCCAUCCCGCCGUUCAUCCAUCGGUCUCUCCUCGGUGCCCGGGACCCACCGACACCCGCCUUUGAACAUGUCGAGUAUCACCCUCCACCAACCCUGAAGAACGUCCAUGGCGAAGUUAGCGUACCAAAGUCCAGUUCGACAAGCAUGUUUAAGAUCACAAGAGACCAACUUACCCUACUCAGGACCAGGUCCAAGCACGAGGGUAGUACUUACGAAGUCCUCGCAGCUCACAUUUGGCGUUGCACGUGCAAGGCACGUGGCAUAGACGAUGACCAAUUGACAAAGUUACAUGUUGCUACAAAUGGUAGGACAAGACUUUUUCCUCCUUUACCACAAGGUUACUUAGGAAAUGUUGUUUUCACAGCUACACCAAUUGCUAAAUCUAGUGAACUUCAAUCAGAGCCAUUGACGAAAACUGCACGAAGAAUUCACGAUACGUUGGCAAGAAUGAACGAUGAAUAUUUAAGAUCGGCGAUAGAUUAUCUCGAAUUAAUGACAGAUUUAUCGAAAUUAAUCCGAGCCCCGACGUAUUUUGCUAGUCCUAAUCUUAAUAUUAAUAGUUGGACUAAGUUGCCUGUUCAUGAUUCAGAUUUUGGAUGGGGAAAACCAAUUCAUAUGGGACCUGCUUGUAUUUUGUAUGAAGGGACAGUGUAUAUAUUACCAAGUCCAAAUGAUGACAAGAAUUUGAGAUUGGCUGUGUGUUUAGAUGCUGAUCAUAUGCCACUUUUUGAAAAAUACUUGUAUGACAUUUGAGAGACAACCUUUGCAAAUAUUUCCAAGAGAAUGGGACAUGAAUUGAUGAUCUCUGUAUCGUUCCAAUUUUAUCGAUGUCCCUGAGGAAACGGGUCAUGAUUGUCUCCAGGUGGUUGAGUUGUGGUUGGAUUAGAUAUGUUUAACUUUUUAUUUGUUAAUUGUGGGUUAAGUUGUCGGUUUUUUCAAAUUCAUUCUCAUGAAUUGAUGAUCUCUGUAUCGUUUCAAUUUUAUCAAAUGUCCCCGAAGGAUCAGUCAUGAUUAUCUCUACUUGUGCUUGAGUUUUGGUGUGGUUGGAU
Lycium ferocissimum is the source of this 1642-nucleotide messenger RNA. Its product is annotated as shikimate O-hydroxycinnamoyltransferase-like. The record is from RefSeq and is a predicted model, not a curated record. The transcript is spliced from 2 exons. The coding region runs from base 39 to 1346 and encodes 435 amino acids. NCBI's taxonomy places the organism in Eukaryota, Viridiplantae, Streptophyta, Magnoliopsida, Solanales, Solanaceae. Gene Ontology annotation, molecular function: acyltransferase activity, transferring groups other than amino-acyl groups.